AUGGUAUUUGGGAAAAAGAGAAUAUACGAGAUACUCUCUUCUGAUAGUGAUAGUGAUCAAAAUUCUACAAGUGACGAAGAAAUUCCUCAAAGUCUACCUCAACCACAAGUGAAAAAUUCAUCAACUAAAAGUCACUCAACCAAUGAAACAACCAAACCUCCUUUAGCCCAAGAAGUGAUAUACACUGGGAAAAAUUGUGGCAUUCAAAGAUGUGCAACAUUGUUGAAUGACAGAGAAACUUAUGAAAUAAUAAGAAAAAAGGUUCAAGAAGUAGAGGAAUCUGGUGCGACUCCAUCUUUGAAGUGUUCUACCCUCAGAAAGAAAGAAAAAGGGGUGUGUUCCAAGUCUCUUGAAGAAGCUUUCCAACUUUUGGGAAGAGAUGAUGUUGAUAUGAAUGUGAUGAAAGGACUAUGUGCCAAUGGAAUUCCUUUUAAUGUUUUGAAAAAUCCACAAUUUGUGGAAAUUGUUAUGGCUAUUAACAAUGGUCCUAAAGGCUACAAACCUCCCUCUUUUGACAAGGCAAGAACGGUUUUAUUAGACGAGUGUAAAAGACACGUUGACAAAGAUUUAGCUCCUAUCAAGGAUACAUGGUUUCAUCAAGGGGUCUCCAUUGUGUCAGAUGGCUGGAGUAAUGUAAAACAUAUGCCACUAAUUAAUCUUCUUACUGUGAAUAGUAGAGCUACUAUGUUUUUAUAUGCCGACGACUUUUUUGGAGUUGAAAAAACUGGAGUUGCUAUUGCUGAAUAUUUGAUUAAAGCCAUUGAAGAAAUCGAACAAUAUAAUGUUCUACAAGUGGUGACCGAUAAUGCUGCAAAUUGUAAAGCUGCUGGGAAGGAAAUACAAAAGGUUCUAGCUAUGUAUAGAGCAAAUUCUAAGCUUGAAUUGUUGAAAGUAGCAAAGACUAGAUUUGCCUCGCAUUACAUUUUACUUAAGCGACUACUUGUGUGUAGAGAAGCACUUGCAACUACUAUUGUGUUGAACAGUUGGAAAGAAUGGAUUAAGCAAGGAGAUGAAAACACAAGAAAAAUAGGUGCUUUAGUUGCUGAAACUAUUGGUAGUGAUUUUUUUUGGGAAGAAGUUGAGCAUGUGGUUAAGAUAACAAAACCCAUUUAUCAUUUGAUUAAUUUUGCUGAUGGCGAAGGGCAAAAAAUGGGAGAAUUUUAUGAGAAAAUGGAUUCUAUGCUUGGGGAAAUACAAGAGAUUAUGAAAACAAAUAAAUAUGCAAACUGUUAUUCUGAAAUGGAAACAAUUGUUAUUGCAAGAUGGACCAAAAUGAAUUAUACCAUCCAUUGUUUAGGUUUUUUUAUUAACACCUAG
Cicer arietinum (chickpea) is the source of this 1317-nucleotide messenger RNA. RefSeq lists its product as uncharacterized. The record is from RefSeq and is a predicted model, not a curated record. NCBI's taxonomy places the organism in Eukaryota, Viridiplantae, Streptophyta, Magnoliopsida, Fabales, Fabaceae.